This is a messenger RNA of Orcinus orca (killer whale), 5440 nucleotides long. RefSeq names its product p21 (RAC1) activated kinase 6 (gene PAK6). The transcript is spliced from 10 exons. The coding region runs from base 1982 to 4009 and encodes 675 amino acids. Lineage: Eukaryota; Metazoa; Chordata; Mammalia; Artiodactyla; Delphinidae. Gene Ontology annotation, cellular component: cytoplasm. Gene Ontology annotation, molecular function: ATP binding; protein serine/threonine kinase activity. The record is from RefSeq and is a predicted model, not a curated record. Gene Ontology annotation, biological process: regulation of MAPK cascade; protein phosphorylation; intracellular signal transduction.
CGCGGGCCUCCCUGGCGGGGUGGGGUACCAAGGUGUCCAGGUUGCCCCCCAUCUGGGACGGGGCGGGCAGCUGUGGGUUCCUGGGCUAAGGAGCCCCACACCCCGCCCAAACUGCCACUCCCUUCCCAGAUGGAUUUUGAAGCACCCCCGUCCAAGCUGGCCUCUGGCUCCCUGGCCAGAGAGAGAUAUGCUUACUUCUGCUAUUCCUGCCUUUAACUGGGACACUCAGUGCCACCGGGACGCCCCUCCAGGAGGCCCCACCGCCUCUGGGACACUCCCCCCAUGCGUGCAUCCCACAGAUAUUUAUGGAGCAUCCGCUGGGUCCCGGGAUCCAAGUCACGCCCCUGUGCUGAGCUUGACUUGGCACAGACUCUGACUCUGAAACUCAGCCUCAGGCCGGAUUCAGGGGGCUGCCUGGCUGAGAGCACCGUGUUUCCUCACAGACCUCAGACUCCCCUGCAGUGUUAAGGACCUGGUUGGCUCCGGGGACGUCAGGCCCAGUGAGCUCGGGUUUCUAAAGCACUGGGGCCCCACCAAGAAGCAAGGCUCAUAUAGUGUAGUUUGCUCUUUCCCUGGCAUCACACACCAAGGUUGGGGGGUCCUGCUUGGGGUCUUUCCCUGAGUGGUUUUGGUGGGAACCGGGUUCCUGAAGUAGAGGAUGAGCUCUGGGCUGCAUGGGCCCCGGUGCGCCUGGGACUCGGCCCCACAGAAGCUCAUCUAGCUGAGAAUAAGGCCUUUGGGCCAAGCAAGGGGUCCUCUCUGCAGCUCAGGAGUGACAAACCUGGGAGCCCUGGUGACCAGGGUGCCUAGUCAAGAGGGGUCGGCACCAGGAGCAAGCUUUCUGGGAGCCCCUGAUUUGUGUGGAAAGCUCUGUGCACCUGAGAGUGGCCGCAAGAGGAGAGUAUGGUGGCCGCAUGGACAGUUCGGUCCCCCAAGGACAGACAUUCUUGGUGAGCGGAGCCCCCUGGGAUGUACCAGGCACAGAGAAAUAUGCAGGCAGGUCUGGGGCCUCCGGCCAUGGCAAACCCACUCUGUGCAUAAUUCCCAAGAAUGACCAGGAAUGCCCCCUGUCCUGGAAGAGCCCAUGGGACCAGAGUCAGGAUGAACCCAAGUGUCUCCCACUCAAUUAAUCCCCAUACCUGGCUCCAGGAAGAGGAAAAUGGGAGUAUUUACUAGCCGUGGGGUUACCAGCUUUGGGCGUAUUCCCAGCUCCUGGUGAAAGGCCACUCCAAGCCUGGCGGUGCCCCGUGUAUGCAGAGCUGAGCAGCAACUGGUGCCCAGGUGGGGACAGAGUGGCAGAGGCUGGGGAGCACCGGACAAACAGCAGGCCAGCAGGGUGGCAGCUGGCCGGCCCAGGAGGGAGCGGAAGGCAGAGGCCAGCAGGAGAGGAAAAGCUCAGGGAGGACUCAGGACGACGGCUUUCUUAUACCUACCGCCUUGGUGGGAGGGCCGGGCUGGGCGGAGGCGGAGACCCUGAGAGACCUCAUUCCUCACCGGAACGGCCCCAGAGGCGCCUCUGCGCACUGUGUCCUGGGCGCAGAAGGCAGGAAGGACUCAUGGGAAGCUGACCUGUGGCUGGAAGUGGAGCCCUUCCUGUAGGAUGCAUUCCACACCUGAGUGGGAAGGAGACUCGGGCAGUAGGAAGGCUGCUAGCAAACCUCAUUAGCAGGCCUUCUGCAGCCUGUCCCUAAAAGAAGUGGAGUAGCCAACAGGUUGGAGUAGAGCAUGGAAAAUGGAAGCUUCGGAAGAGCUCUCAACUUCCUGAAGCAGGGCUGACCCUCCUGCCCGGGGUGAACAGGCCGACUGGUCCUGGGAAGCUGCCCCUUCCAAGCUCAGCCCGAGGGCCCACUGGGGGCUAAGGCCUUGGAGGACCGGCCCGCGAAGGUCCCCAGUUCCCUCUCCUCGGUGCCUGAGAGCUCUGCCCACUGAAGAGUGAGGAGUCCGGAGAAAGAGGAGGCAGGGAAGGCGGCCCGGAGGCACCAUGUUCCGCAAGAAAAAAAAGAAACGCCCUGAGAUCUCGGCCCCACAGAAUUUCCAGCACCGCGUCCACACCUCCUUCGACCCCAAAGAAGGCAAGUUCGUGGGCCUCCCCCCACAAUGGCAGAACAUCCUGGACACACUGCGGCGACCCAAGCCCGUGGUGGACCCUUCACGCAUCACCCGGGUGCAGCUCCAGCCCAUGAAGACAGUGGUGCGGGGCAGCGCGGCGCCCAUGGACGGCUACAUCUCGGGGCUGCUCAACGAUAUCCAGAAGUUGUCAGUCAUCAGCUCCAACACCCUGCGCGGCCGCAGCCCCACCAGCCGGCGGCGGGCACAGUCCCUGGGGCUGCUAGGGGAUGAGCAGUGGGCCGCCAACUCGGACAUGUACUUGCAGAGCCCCCAGUCUGAGCACAGGGACCCCCAUGGCCUCUACCUCAGCUGCAACGGGGCCGCACCAGCAGGGCGCAGGCAUGUGCCAUGGCCCGAGCCACAGAGCCCGCGGGUCCUGCCCAGUGGGCUGGCCACCAAGGCACAGUCCCUGGGCCCCACCGAGUUCCAGGGCGCCCCGCAGCGCUGCCUGCAGAGCUCCCCAACCGGCACCUCGGCCUCCACGGCUGCGGGCAGGCGGGGGCCCAAGACUGCCGGGCAUGGCUCUGAGGAGGCCCGGCCACAGUCCUGCCUGGUGGGCUCGGCUGCAGGCAGGCCGGGGGGGGAGGGCAGCCCCAGCCCCAAGACCCCGGAGAGCAGCCUGAAGCGCAGGCUGUUCCGAAGCAUGUUCCUGUCCGCUCCUGCCGCCGCCCCUCCAAGCAGCAGCAAGCCAGGCCCUCCACCACAGAGCAAGCCCAACGCCUCUUUCAGACCGCUGCAGAAAGACCUCCCCCCAAGCCUGGUGGCCAAGGCCCAGUCCUUGCCCUCAGACCAGCCCGUGGGGACCUUCAGCCCUCUGGCCACCUCGGAUACCAGCAGCCCCCAGAAGUCCCUCCGCACAGCCCCAGCUGCCGGCCCCCCUCCAGGACGGUCUUCCCCGGCGGGCUCCCCCCGCACCUGGCAUGCCCAGAUCAGCACCAGCAACCUUCACCUGCCCCAGGACCCCGCAGUGGCCAAGGGUGCCCUGGCUGGUGAGGAAACGGGCGUUGUGACACACGAGCAGUUCAAGGCUGCACUCAGGAUGGUGGUGGACCAGGGUGACCCCCGGCUACUGCUGGACAGCUACACGAAGAUUGGCGAGGGCUCCACGGGCAUCGUCUGCCUGGCCCGGGAGAAGCACUCGGGCCGCCAGGUGGCCGUCAAGAUGAUGGACCUCAGGAAGCAGCAGCGCAGGGAGCUGCUCUUUAAUGAGGUGGUGAUCAUGCGGGACUACCAGCACCUCAACGUGGUGGAGAUGUACAAGAGCUACCUGGUGGGCGAGGAGCUGUGGGUGCUUAUGGAGUUCCUGCAGGGCGGGGCCCUCACGGACAUCAUCUCCCAAGUCAGGCUGAAUGAGGAGCAGAUUGCCACCGUGUGCGAGGCCGUGCUGCAGGCCCUGGCUUACCUGCACGCCCAGGGUGUCAUCCACCGGGACAUCAAGAGCGACUCCAUACUGCUGACCCUCGAUGGCAGGGUGAAACUCUCGGACUUCGGAUUCUGUGCACAGAUCAGCAAAGAUGUCCCUAAGAGGAAGUCCCUGGUGGGAACCCCCUACUGGAUGGCUCCCGAAGUGAUCUGCAGGUGUCUGUAUGCGACUGAGGUGGAUAUCUGGUCUCUGGGCAUCAUGGUGAUUGAGAUGGUAGAUGGAGAGCCACCCUACUUCAGUGACUCCCCAGUGCAAGCCAUGAAGAGGCUCCGGGACAGCCCCCCACCCAAGCUGAAGAACUCUCACAAGGUCUCCCCAGUGCUGCGAGACUUCCUGGAACAGAUGCUGGUGCGAGACCCCCAGGAGAGAGCCACAGCCCAGGAACUCCUGGACCACCCCUUCCUGCUGCAGACGGGGCUGCCCGAGUGCCUGGUGCCCUUGAUCCAGCUCUACCGCAAGCAGACCUCCGCCUGCUGAGCCCAGCCCCAGAGUGCGCCUGCCACCUGUGCCCACAGGCAGGGGACACUGGGCCACCAACUUGCCAACAGGGCCUGGCUGCCUGCCUCAUUCUCUCAGUAUUCUCUCCAAAGAUUGAAUGUGAAGCCCCGACCCUGCCCUCCUGCCCCUCAGCCCACUGGGCCAGGCCGGACCUGCCCCUCAGUCACUUUCCCUCCCAAGAGUCCCCAGUUGCCUCUGGGAUGAUGGAGACCUCUUCUGCAGGAUGACCCUUUGUUAUCUGCACAGGGAUAUUUCUAUGAAACAUGGAGACCAGUGCUUCUGGCCACUGUGGCCAACACAGCAGAAAAGGCUGCUGAGGUUUUUUUUUUUUAAAGUAGUAGGACACAAGCAUCCCAGGUCACCCAAGAGGCAGACUGCCUGUCUUCAUCAGGAUACUUGCUGUUCUCAGCUCCAAUUCCAAAUCCUGGGGUCUGGAAGGUGUUUAUUGCCUGACUCCAUCUUCCUCCCUUGUGUCUGACUUCCUGAAGGCACAGUCGCACCUGCACCUGCUUCCCGACCCACCUGAGCUGACAACACACUCCCUGCACAGCCCGCGCCCAACUGUGAACAGCCUGCUCGGAGGCCGUGACGGGGAGGGGAAUUUUCUGGGUGAAAGAGGAAGAAGGCAGCUGGUGGUAAAGUAGUCUCACUUCACAGGAUGCGGGUGCGCACACACGUGUGUGUGUGUGUGUGUGUGUGUGUGUGGUGUGGAGGAAGGUCACCCACGACUGUCUUCGGUUAGGCUUCUCCAUCUUCUCUCCCACUAAACUCUGCUCUGAAGGUGACCUGCUUCCUUGGCCCGGUUUCCCACCUCUUAAGUCCCGGGGUUCUGCCUGACCAGCGAAGAGGUCUGUACUGAGUCGAACACAUCCUGGGGGCCUGGCCGGUUUCCGAGUUUCUCCUGUACUGUGGGAUCUGAGAGCCAGGGACCAGAAUGGUGAGGGAACAAACUUGUUUUACCUGUGAGCUUCAUCUCAACAACCAGGUCAUCGGGGACCCAUUCUUCUUUUGUGUGCUUGGGGGACCUGUUUUCAAAAUCCCGGUCUGGGAGAGGUGAACCAGCUCCCACUUCCAUCAUGUCACUGGAAUGGGCAGCCCAUUUGUGCGAACCACGUGCCCCUAGCUGCCUCCUCAGACACCUGUCUCCUUGUCCCCCUCCCCUCCCCACCUUCAGGGCUGUUGUGAGACAGGGAAUCCCAGGGAAGAACUCCAGGUGUCUGGACCCUAUCUAGAUAAUAUUUUUAGAUUCCUCUAUCCCUAGUGGCCUGCUUUGGGGCAAAAAAAAAAAAAAAAAAAAAAAAAAAUUGCAAGGACUUUUUUUAAGGGUCAGAGUUUUAAAAACAAAAGCAUUGUCCCUUUUGUGAAUUGUUUGCACUUGUGCCUGUUUUAAAUUAAACGGAGUGUUCAAAA